ACAGCUUUCGACAGCAGACAAGUUAAUGAUAUAUUCAUGAUGUACUCUGUUAAUUUAUAUCGGAAUGUUUAAUCCUGAUAUUGGACGUCCUACAAUGUGAACCGACAAAUGAAAGCAACGUGUACAGUGUACCACACAACGUGUACCACACAACGCGUUGUCAUUCAUUCUGGCCUUCCGCGUAAGCUAUUAUUUAUCAUCUAUUUUUGACUCUUUCAUCAAGAGCAAAAAGUUUUCAGUUUAGAUUAACAGGAUUAAUAUAAACAAUACGUGUUCAUAAGCACGACUGGACCUGCAAAUGCAGUCUGGACAGGGUAUGACGGUCACUGAAAGAUUACGGAAGUUAAUUUACGUGUUUUGAAUAUAUGCAUUCUCAUAGAUAUCAGCUCAUCUUGCAAGCAGUGAAAUACAUCUUGUUUGAUCAGGUAAUCAAGUCAACUUUUGCUGUAUAUUUUUGUUAACGUAAAGCACCACCUUUAAAGCUACAGCUAUAUAUUAAUGAUAGGGACUGGUGUAUAACUAGAAUUUUAGUGCCAGAACACCAUUUGACUUAAAUUGCGAUGUAUGAAAUUUGAGUGGAAUGUUUCUGAAGUAAAUUGGUUUGACAAAAUCAUUCAUCACUAGCGACAGCUUAUAUACAUCUGAACAACGAAAACAACGAUAAUAUACUUCUCAGAAAAAAAAAAAUCUGUAUAAUCGCUUCGUUUUUAAAGGCGCUUUGUAGGUACAGCGCCUACACGUAUAUUCAAUCAUUAUCAUUUCAAAGUAAUUGAAGUAUAUAUUAUAAUACGAAUGGCGGAGCUCGUGAUGACAUGCAAUAUAAUUCAUCAUACUUUUUAAUCUGAAGAUGAAUAAUAAAAACCUUUCAAUUUCAAAAUUUCAAUAUCCGGUACCAUUUUGAAGCGCACGGCGCAAUAAAUAAUUCAAAUGACAAUUUAUUGAAGUUAAACUAUACUAUAAAACAUUACGUCGGCAUAUGGGAACUUUUCAACUCGGCAGGUGAGGAGCCAUCCUGUCGACAAUGACCACCGUGAUAUCGUAAAAACUUUUUUAAAAGUGAGAAAACAUACGUCACGCUUCGGUUUUUGUUUAUUUCCACUAUCGACAAUUGCACUUGACCGUUUUGACGAGUUGAUGUCGUACGUAAAAGGAAGAGGAUAUUGUGCCUGACUUGGACAACAAUGACUCAUUUUUGUUAGAGCGUAGAUUUUGCUACGAACAUUCAAAGGUUACACACCGAGAAAAAAUAAACAAUGAUCUGGUGAAGAGAAAAUUUCCGAAAUAUAUAGAAUUUAUAAAGUACGGAAAGAUUAUGAACUGUUAUAUUUCCAACGAUAUUAAGGAAUUUGCUCCAGACUAAGAGUAGAGAUGAUGAUUCUGUAUUUUCUUGCAUUGCCUUGGGUUUUCGAUGAAGCGUCGGCGGAAAAUGGGAAGUUGACGGUAGAUGGAGAUAUCAUACUCGGUGCCUUGUUCCCAAUCCACACGGUAGGAAAAAAUGAGCGAGAAUGUGGUGAAUUCAGUGAGUUGGUGGGAUAUCAGUACAUGGAAGCCAUGUUAUAUACUCUUGAUAAAAUCAACAGAGAAAAGGAUUUCUUGCCUGGCAUUAAGCUUGGUACGACAAUAUACGACACUUGUCGAAGUCCCACGAUGACGGCUGAUGAAACGAAGGAGUUUAUUAAGAUGACACUCGUACCAUCAAGAGUUAACGGUUCUGAGUUCGCUGGUGUGAUUGGAGCUUUCGUGAGUGAUAACUCAGUAAUAGUGGCUAACUUUCUACGCGUUUUUCGCAUUCCUCAAAUUAGUUAUGGAUCAGCAACGGUUGAGCUCAGCAACAAAAACUUGUACAAUUAUUUCCUGCGAACCGUUCCACCAGACAGCUUCUUUGCUGCUGCACUGACUAAGUUCCUUUUAAAGAUGCGUUGGACUUUUGUGUCUUUACUCUACUCUUCAGGGACAUGGGCGGAGACUGGGGUAGAGGAAGUGAAGAAGAUUUUCAAAACAAAGAGGAUAUGUCUUGGAAACAACAUUAAAAUUCCACCUUUUCCUGAUGACGAUGAGUUCGAUAAAAUCAUGAAAACUUUGAUCGGUGAUGACGAAGAGCAACCACGUGUCGUUGUUCUCUACACAGUUCAAAGAGAUUCUCGUAAAUUGUUGAAAGCAAAAAAGAGGCAUCCACGCGGCUCGAGAAUAUUCUUUGUAGGAAGUCUUGGAUGGAGUAAUCGUGGAGACAUUACAAAUGGCCUGGAGGAUAUCGCUGAUGGGACGAUAACAUUUGGACAUCGUGAAGGAAUGAUUCCUGAAUUUCAAAGUUAUUUUAGAAGUCUUAGGCCCAGUAAUUACAGCAGGGAUUAUAAGAAAUGGUUUGGUGAAUACUGGCAACAAACUUACAAGUGUAAACUUAAAAAUCUUACAAUUCCAACUGAAUACACAAAUGAAUGCAAAGAUGAGCCAAACACAGGUUACAAAGAACUGGCUCCUGUUCAAGUCGUUAUAAACGCUGUACAAGCAAUGGCAAAUGGUCUUAAUGCAUUACACCAACAGAAAUGCCUUGGAAAACCUGGACUCUGUGACGAAAUGAGACCCAUUGACAGAACGUUACUUUUACAAUUUCUUCGUAAUGUUACAUACGUAGAUGCAGCAUUCCACUUUCCUGUGUCGUUCAACGCACAACAGGAAGUCGAUGGAAACUACACCAUAUACAACUUCCGUUGGAAUGGCCAAUCCUCGUAUGAGUAUGAUCAAGUGGGAUCAUGGGUGAGCAAGCUUGAUUCUAAUGGCAAUAUUGUGGGAAACUUGUUACUUGAUGAAUCAAAAAUACGAUGGCCAAAUGGCAACUUAAGUCAACCGUUAUCGACCUGUAGACCAAAAUGUGCACGUAAUCAAAUUAUUACGUUACGUGAAGGCAAAUGUUGCCAUAGAUGUGACACGUGUGGAACAAAUGACAUAGUGGUAAAUAACACGUGCAAGACAUGUGCUGAGACCCAUGUCCCUGAUGUUAAUAUGUCAGUCUGCAAAAAACUUCCACUUCAUUUUGUGAACAUAAACACUCCCUUUGCAGUAGUUAUAGUGUUUUUUUCCUCCGUUGGACUUCUUUUUGACGCUAUUGUAUUGGGAAUAUUCUUGAAGAAAACUAACCACAAGCUAAUUAAGGCAUCAGGUCGUGAAAUGUGUUAUUUUAUGCUGGUUGGCAUAGCAUUUAUAUUUACAGUACCAAUGAUUUCGCUAUCAAAGCCAUCAAAUGUUCAGUGUUACGUUGAACGUUUUAUUAUGGGAGUAUCUUUUACUGUAUGUUAUGCACCAUUACUUAUGAAAAUGUUUCGCAUUCAUCGCAUCUUUAAACACGCCAAUCAACUGCAUCGUCUUUCUUCAAGCAGUUUGAUUGGCAAACGUUCUUUGCUUUUGAUCACAACUGGCCUCAUAGCAAUUCAAGGUUUAUUCUGUGCGCUCGUCUUUAGCACAGACCCACCUGAAUUGAUGGAAAAGUAUUAUCAGAAGAGAAAAGAACUUGUGCUUGAGUGUGAUUUCAAGAAGUCUACAUUUGCCAUUUAUUUCGUGUACAAUGCUGUAUUAAUAGUAUGGUGUACAUUUUAUGCUUUCAGAACACGCCAUUUUCCCAAGAACUUCAACGAAGCUCUAUACAUAGGAAUCACGAUGUAUUUGACUUGCGUAGUAUGGGUUGUAUUUUUUGCAACUUUUCUCAACACAAACUACAGUGCUCAUCGUGUUUAUUGGUCGUCUUCAAUGAGCCUUGUUAUUGGUUGGAUCACUCUUGUUGGUUUAUUCUUUCCCAAAAUCUAUCACGUUUACACUAAAACAGAGUUUCAUGCCGAAAAUAUGCUAACCUGGGGCGAGACGUCGUUUCCUCGACAGGAAAGUUCUGCAAACGGUGUGAACGUCUGUCAGCAUUGUUUUAAGACAAUGGAGCAAGCUAAGUCCAAGCGCAAUGGUUCUUUAACCGAAAUGAAUGUUUUUGAAGAAUCUGUCAAACAAACAUCCUAAGAUGAACUUUUAAACACUAUUUCUUCCCUUACUCUAUUUAUCAAAUUCAUGUAUGCGAUUGGAGAUGGAAGCACUUUUAAAAUCAUUUGUCAGGAGCAUGUCUUUGUUACGUUUUGCUGUCGAUUGACAAAUGGCCAAUCAAAUAACACCAUUUUUGAUAAUCAUGUGAGAGAUGGCGGUUUUAAGGCAUGCCAAAAUACGUUAUAUAGCGGCUAGUUUCAAAUUCAAGAAACUAACAUAACAACGUUGUUGGUUAAAAAAACUCAAAAGAUUAAGGCUGAAAAACUCCCAUGCAAUUGGAUUAGAUCUAAAGUGUUGUAAUAUAUUUUUAGUAAUGUAUUAUAAUUUACAUGAGUACAUAAACGACGUAGUUAAAGAUCAAGCUUUUUAUUGCACACUGAUGUAGGAACAUAAAAAGAAUUAAGGGAUUUGAAGGGGGAUGGGCUUAAACUGGAUACUUCUGCCAAUUUUUCCCUAUGUAUGUUUCUUCAAUUUUGACUGAUAUGGCUGACAGGCCAUAGUAAAUGAAUGAAGCUGUAACAGUAUUACAUGUUAGUAGUAUAAAAGUUGAAAUAAAAUCUAGCUAACUGUGUGGUGA
This is a messenger RNA of Xenia sp. Carnegie-2017, 4597 nucleotides long. Its product is annotated as metabotropic glutamate receptor 4-like. Bases 1369 to 3999 code for a protein of 876 amino acids. The record is from RefSeq and is a predicted model, not a curated record. Gene Ontology annotation, molecular function: adenylate cyclase inhibiting G protein-coupled glutamate receptor activity. Gene Ontology annotation, biological process: regulation of synaptic transmission, glutamatergic; G protein-coupled glutamate receptor signaling pathway. NCBI's taxonomy places the organism in Eukaryota, Metazoa, Cnidaria, Anthozoa, Malacalcyonacea, Xeniidae. The transcript is spliced from 5 exons. Gene Ontology annotation, cellular component: membrane.